CACGAGUACGAAUUACCAGACAAAAAAGUAGUCUAAUAAAGCGAGAAAUUUGUUUGUUUGAACGCACUAAUCUCAUACUACCAGUCAGAUUUGAGACAUUCUUUUGCAUAUAAUAGCUGAUUUCUGCGACCACGGACAAAACCGCAAAAUAAAGUUAUGUACGUGUGUACACUUAAAAUUUGUGAAGCCGAAAAUGGGUCAGAUUACGGAUCGGAUUACGGGGAUGAAUGGCUCUAUUUCGUAGACGAUAAUGGAACCACACACAUAAUGAAUUUCUCAUCAUUGCCACCUGAACGCAGAGGACUAAUUUACGGAAAACCGCACUUCUAUUUAUAUACCAGACAAAAUUUGGAUCAAGCCGAAGAACUGUUUGCAAAUUAUGAAGAUGACCAUAUAAACAGCACUUACUUUAAUGAAUCGAAUGACAUCAAAGCAGUAACUCACGGCUGGUUAUCGAAUACGGGAGUGGAAUGGGUGCAAAACAUAAAAAACAGAUUGUUACAAAUCGCAGAUUUAAACGUCAUACUUGUAGAUUGGGGCGAUUUGGCAGCUAAUCCUAUGUAUCCAUGGCCUGCUUUAUGUACCAGAUUUGUUGGGAGAAGACUGUCCAGAUUAUUAAAUGCCUUCAGAAAUUCUUACCAAGUGCAAAAUAAUACACAUUUAAUAGGCCAUAGCUUAGGAGCUCAUGUUAUGGGUUACGCAGGAAUGUUUUCUAAAGAACGUGUAUAUCGAAUUACUGGAUUGGACCCAGCGAGACCUCUGUUUGAAUUGCCUGAAAUGGGCCCAAAUUUUAGUUUAGAUAAAAGUGACGCUGACUUUGUAGAUAUUAUCCACACAUGCGGUGGUAGUUUAGGCUACCAGGAUAGUCACGGGCACGCAGACUUCUAUCCCAAUAAAGGCCGCUCAGUGCAGCCAGGGUGCAAGGGCUCUAUGAAAUACACGGAUAGCUGUAGCCAUGGGAGGGCGUGUGAAUAUUUUUAUGAAUCAAUAUUCAGCGAAGUAAAGUUCAAAUCCUAUCCUUGCGAAAAUUGGGAAAGAUUUGAAAGAAGUGAAUGUAAGACAAACGCUACUUUAAUGGGUUAUCCUGCAAUUGUCGACAAUUUUGGUGAUUAUUUUCUUCACACUAGAAACGAAAGCACUUAUGCCAUCGAAGAAGAGGAGACUUCAUGAUACAUUUGAUCUAUUGAUUUGAUCUGUAGAGUAAUCUUUACAUCUUUUAACAGUACAUCAAC
Messenger RNA from Galleria mellonella (greater wax moth), 1232 nucleotides. Its product is annotated as pancreatic lipase-related protein 2-like. Gene Ontology annotation, biological process: lipid metabolic process. Bases 157 to 1170 code for a protein of 337 amino acids. The transcript is spliced from 5 exons. Gene Ontology annotation, molecular function: lipase activity. The record is from RefSeq and is a predicted model, not a curated record. Lineage: Eukaryota; Metazoa; Arthropoda; Insecta; Lepidoptera; Pyralidae.